AUGGAUCUAUAUGACUUUUCCUUCCCUCUUUCUUCUGCCAAUGAGCUCUACGAUGACGCUUGCCUCAACACCAGGGACAUGAACAUUUUUGAUGACCUGGAAGGUAAACCAAUUCAUGCUGAGCCUGCCAAGUCACAGAACAAUCCCAACGACCAUGACCACCAUCAAGUCCCAGUGGCAAAAGAAGAAGACAAGCAUGUGAGGGCUCCACGGGACUUCCAGCAAGGAGGGAACUGUCUGCUAUGGGCCUGCAAAGCAUGCAAGAAGAAGACAACACAUGAAGACAGGAGGAAGGUGGCAACAAUGAGGGAGAGGCGACGUCUUAGCAAGGUCAAUGACGCCUUUGAGACCCUAAAGCGGUGCUCAGCCUCUAACCCUAACCAGAGGCUGCCCAAGGUGGAGAUCCUGAGAAAUGCAAUCGACUAUAUUGAGUCUCUGCAGGCGCUGCUGAAGUCCAACAGGGAUGACAGCUUCGACCCAGUGUUUGAACACUUCAGUGCAGACAUUAAGACGUCCAGCCCCCACUCCAACUGCUCUGAUGGCAUGGCGGAUUUCUUCUUUCCAUGCUCAACUCGAAGUGCAAACAGUACUGCUUCUUACCAUGGCCAGACAACAGAUGAUUCUAGCAAGAGUGCACCAUCACUCCUCUCCAGUUUAGACUGUUUAUCCAGCAUUGUGGAGUGCAUCAACACAGACCAGGCAAAGACCUCCCAGUGUGACAGUGUGGUCCCCCGUGGCCCUGGAUCCCCUCAGAACAGCCCUACAGUUGAUAGAAUUACUGAAGAAGCCAACAGUAGCUACAGGCCACUCUGA
Phycodurus eques (leafy seadragon) is the source of this 813-nucleotide messenger RNA. RefSeq names its product myoblast determination protein 1 homolog. Lineage: Eukaryota; Metazoa; Chordata; Actinopteri; Syngnathiformes; Syngnathidae. Gene Ontology annotation, molecular function: RNA polymerase II cis-regulatory region sequence-specific DNA binding; protein dimerization activity; DNA-binding transcription factor activity, RNA polymerase II-specific. The coding region runs from base 1 to 813 and encodes 270 amino acids. Gene Ontology annotation, biological process: positive regulation of myoblast differentiation; muscle organ development; regulation of transcription by RNA polymerase II. The transcript is spliced from 3 exons. The record is from RefSeq and is a predicted model, not a curated record.